Cavenderia fasciculata is the source of this 699-nucleotide messenger RNA. RefSeq lists its product as uncharacterized. The transcript has a single exon. The record is from RefSeq and is a predicted model, not a curated record. Bases 1 to 699 code for a protein of 232 amino acids. NCBI's taxonomy places the organism in Eukaryota, Evosea, Eumycetozoa, Acytosteliales, Cavenderiaceae.
AUGGAAUUUGAAAAGGAAUAUAUUUAUCUUCCAACAAGUUCUGCAAGUUCUUAUUCAUCGAGAUCAAGAAGUAUUCUGACAACUUCAUCUUCAUCGUCCAUGGCUGCACCAUCAUCAUCAUCAUCGUCAUCAUUGUCGUCGUUGGUAUCGUGUUUUAUUUGCCAAAGGGUGAUCAAAACCCCAACCAUUUCAAUUGAGGGUGCCAUCCAAAAACAAGAUUAUUGUUCAAUGAAAUGUUAUAUUUCUUCAUCUUCAUCAUCAUUGAAUCUACCAAAAGAACAUAGUCCAUGUUCCUCGGCCAACACUUCUACUUCAUCAUUGUCUUCUGUUUCCUCUUCCUCUUCAAUUGGUCUAAGUCAACAACACAUUAUGGUCUCUUCUUCUUCUUCUUCCAACUUAUCUUCGUCCCCGUCUCCUUCAAAUUAUAAUAACAAAAUUAAUAAUAAUCAAUAUAAUAAUUUAAAUAAUUCAAAUAUUAAUAAUAAUACAAAUAAUAAUAAUCAUAAUAAUAAUCAAAUUCGACAAAAUAAUUUGGAUGGAAAUAUCGUAAAUGAUAAUAAUUUAAAUAUAAAUAAUAAUAAUAACACUAUAAAUAAUACAAAUAAUAAUAAGAAUACAAAUAAUCAUCAUCUUUCAACAUUUUGGUUUAAAACGAUAAUUCCAAAGGCUAGAUGGUUAAAUCAAAAAAUAUCUACAUAA